Molecule: messenger RNA, 1347 nt
Organism: Fraxinus pennsylvanica
Lineage: Eukaryota; Viridiplantae; Streptophyta; Magnoliopsida; Lamiales; Oleaceae
Source: the annotation of a GenBank genome assembly
AUGGAGACAGAACAAAUUAAUCCAAGAGUUAUAAUGUUUCCAUGGUUGGCUCAUGGUCAUAUAUUUCCCUACCUUGAGCUAGCCAAGAAACUAUCACAGAAAAACUUCCAAAUUUACUUUUGUUCUACAGCUAUCAAUCUUAGUUCAAUCAGUAAAGUCAUUGAAAAAAACUUUUUUAAUAUCUCAAUAGAGCUAGUAGAACUCCUUCUACCGUCGUGGCCUGAACUUCCUCCGCAUUACCACACGACUAAAAACGUGCCACCCAAUCUUUUGCCACAGCUCCUGCAGGCCUUUCAAAUGUCAAGCUCCAACUUUUCAGACAUUAUCAACACUCUAAAGCCAGACUUGCUUGUAUACGAUCUUUUCCAACCAUGGUCUGCCGGGCUUGCUUCAUCACUAGGUAUUCCAGCAGUCCAUUUUUCAUCUGCAGGAGCAAUUAUGUAUACAUUUUACCAUCAUGAAUUCACAUACGGGAAUGCUGCUUUCCCUUAUCAGACAAUAUAUCUAAGAGACUAUGAAAGAAUCAAUCGGAACUUCCGAUCAAUAAUUAAAGAUGCAGGUGAAGAUUUUGCUUUUGGAAACUACAAACGAUCUUGUGACAUUGUUUUGAUGAAUAGCUGCAGAUCGAUUGAGGGCAAGUAUAUUGAUUAUCUUUCUACCUUGUGCCAAAAACGAGUGGUAGCUGUUGGACCACUUGUUACACAACCUGAUAAUGAAGAAGAAUAUUCAGAGAUCAUGCAAUGGCUAAGCCAGAAAAAUCAGUUUUCAACUGUGUUUAUUUCCUUCGGAAGUGAAAACUACUUGUCCACGGAGCAGAUUGAGGAGAUGGCACGGGGAUUAGAGCUUUGUGAUGUUAACUUCAUAUGGGUUGUUAGAUUUCCUGUUGGGAAUACCACAAGAAUAGAAGAAACAAUACCAGCGGGCUUUAUUGAGAGGGUGAAAGAGAGAGGUAUGAUUGUGCAGGGAUGGGCACCACAGGCUAAAAUUUUGGCACAUCAAAGUAUUGGUGGUUUUAUGAGUCAUUGUGGAUGGAGUUCUAUAGUGGAAAGCAUUUAUUUUGGUGUUCCAGUUAUAGCCAUGCCUUUGAAGCUUGAUCAGCCUUUAAAUGCUAGGCUCAUGGUCGAGAUUGGUGCCGCCGUAGAGGUUGUGCAGAAUGACGGUGGAGGGUUCAAUGGAGAAGAGGUGGCAAAGGCUAUAAAGAUGGUGGUGUUGGAGAAGACAGGAGAAGGCAUGAGGUCAAAGGCUAUUGAAUUGAGGAGUAAGAUGAAAGAUGAAGAAGAAGUGGCCAUGAAUGAAACAUCAGAGCAAUUAUUGCAGCUCUGUAUCAAGUAUAAGCAGAAGCAGUGA